Molecule: messenger RNA, 1418 nt
Organism: Seriola dumerili (greater amberjack)
Lineage: Eukaryota; Metazoa; Chordata; Actinopteri; Carangiformes; Carangidae
Gene: rdh12l
Product: retinol dehydrogenase 12-like
Exons: 7
Coding region: 158-1054 (298 amino acids)
Source: RefSeq, a predicted model, not a curated record
ACAUCUAAUGACACUUCCGCAUCGCCAAUACUCAAUCCCCUGACGCUUUUUGAAGAAGUUUGAGGUUUUGAGGUUUUUAUUUGGAUGUGAAAUUGAAGAUUUGAUUUCAGGUGUUCAGGUUUAGUCGCGUCGGGACUGACUGCUGUAAUAAAGUGACAUGCAGGCGAUAAGAAAUUUCUUCCGGGCCGCCUGGUCAUCUGAUGAAAAGCUGGAUGGCAAAACUGUGGUCAUCACCGGGGCCAACACGGGUAUUGGCAAAGAGACAGCCAUCGACCUGGCCAAGAGAGGGGCAAAGGUCAUCAUAGCAUGCAGGGACAUGGAGAAAGCAGGAGCCGCUGUGAAGGAAAUCAUCGAGAGCUCGGGCAACGAAAAUGUCCUUUGCAUGAAACUGGACUUGGCAGAUAGCAAGUCGAUAAGGGAAUUCGCUGAAGCCAUCAACAACGGAGAACCGAAACUCAACAUCCUCAUCAACAACGCUGGAGUGAUGGUGUGUCCUUAUGGGAAAACGGCAGAUGGCUUUGAGAUGCAGAUCGGCGUCAAUCACAUGGGUCACUUCCUGUUGACGUAUUUGUUGCUCGACCUGAUUAAAAAGUCGGCACCGGCCAGGAUUGUCAAUGUGUCCUCCAUGGCUCACAACUGGAGCUCCAUCAACCUGGAGGACAUCAACAGCGAGAAGAGUUACGACAAGAAUAAAGCCUACUCCCAGAGCAAGCUGGCCAACGUCCUCUUCACACGCUCGCUGGCGAAACGACUCGAAGGCACGGGUGUGACGACGUACUCCCUCCACCCUGGAGUCGUCCAGACGGAAUUAUGGCGUCAUCUGAACGGCCCCCAGCAGAUCCUAUGGAAGAUGGCGACCCCCUUCACCAAGAACUCCUCCCAGGGAGCUCAGACGACCAUCUACUGCGCAGUGGAGCCGUCGCUGGAGAAAGAGAGCGGCGGAUACUACAGUGACUGCGCUCCGGCGAACUGCUCGGCGGAUGGAAAGAACGACGAGCUGGCGCAGAAGCUGUGGGAGCUGAGCUGUCGUUUGCUCUCCGUGACGUGGGAAUGAAUCAAUAAACCGACCAGUUUUUACAGUCUCACGUGUUCCUCCACAAAUCAGUGCAGUUUCGUCUUGUUGCUCUAAUGCUGCUUGUGAAGAAAUGACGUACCAAAAUAUUAUCUUAAUGACUUUUGUUACAGUUAAAUAUGUAUUUUUGUUUGUGUUUGUUUUACAUAGUAACAUAAAGUACUUGCACAACAUGGCACUAUUUCUAAAAUGCAAAAGUAUAUAUGUCACAUUAAGUUUACAGAAAUCACCAUAAUCUCUCUUGAUAAAAGUUUCACAGUUAAUAAGUCAGAUUACUUUUUUUUUUACACGUAUCAACCGAUUUUCUGUGCUGGUGUUUUCUUAUUAAACUCUCUCACACACUCCA